Molecule: messenger RNA, 680 nt
Organism: Linderina pennispora
Lineage: Eukaryota; Fungi; Kickxellomycota; Kickxellomycetes; Kickxellales; Kickxellaceae
Product: transcription initiation factor IID, 18 kDa subunit
Exons: 1
Coding region: 37-351 (104 amino acids)
Biological process (GO): transcription by RNA polymerase II; RNA polymerase II preinitiation complex assembly
Cellular component (GO): transcription factor TFIID complex
Molecular function (GO): protein heterodimerization activity
Source: RefSeq, a predicted model, not a curated record
CGCACAUUUACAUACCCAUCACUUUACUUUUCAGGCAUGGAGGGACAUGUGGAUCUCACGUCAAAGCAGUUCCAGCGGCACAAGCUAUUUGGCAAGGAACUGCCCCUGCUCAUGUACGGAUUCGGCGACGUUAUUUCGCCGCUCCCUGAAAGCGUCAACGUCCUGGAAGACAUCUUGGUUGACUACAUCAACGACACAUGCAUCCAGGCAGCAAAGGCUGCUGGUAAGCGCGGACGGGUGACUGUCGAGGACUUUAAGUUUGCACUGCGCAAGGAUCCGAAGAAGCUGGCCAGAGUGGAGGAGCUCAUCGCUAUGAAUAAGGAGAUUGAGACCGCGCGCUCGCUGUUCUAGAGACACUAUACUAUGGGAUACUUUUAUACACUACCCCUGCGAAACACCGAAGGCUGGAGGUGAAGUACCAUAUCCACUGUAAAAAUACCUAUCUAGUCGUCUUCACCCGGAAUAAAUCGCGUCUAUAUGUAGUGGGCGCUUAAUGUCUUGGCCCGAUAUUUUACAGGCUGGUAGUGGGCGAAGGCUACGAGUAGGCUUCAGGCACAAAAGCGUGCUUCUGCUUUUUGGGUCUCUGUCUCUGGACUACAAGCCUGUCCUUGGUGGCCGAAGUAUCAUUCGCCAGCAUUAAAGACAGUAAGCUAUUUCAGUUGACAUGGGGCUCACAGCCG